Messenger RNA from Thecamonas trahens ATCC 50062, 939 nucleotides. RefSeq lists its product as uncharacterized. Gene Ontology annotation, molecular function: calcium ion binding. The record is from RefSeq and is a predicted model, not a curated record. The transcript has 2 exons. NCBI's taxonomy places the organism in Eukaryota, Apusomonadida, Apusomonadidae. Bases 1 to 939 code for a protein of 312 amino acids.
AUGGGCUCCACUGUUUCAGUCAGCGCACCCUCCAGGUCGACGGUGGCCAAGACCGUCCCGUCGUCCCCAGUCGGCCGCAACGACUGGCUCGCCGCUAAGAACAUGUUCAAGCGUGUGGCAGCCAUCAACGGCGGUGUAGACGACAAGGCGUGGAAGGACGUGCUGAUGGGCGAGAUCGGGAUUGGUGAUAGCUCUGCAGUCGCUGCUCUGUUUCCGGCCUUUGACGACGAGGUUGACGGCUGGCUCGGCUUUGUCGACAUUGCCAUGUACAUUGCCCUCGUUGCCCGCGAGCCGCUGGGCAAGAAGAUUGAGUACGCCUACCGCGCCUUUGACCGCGAUGGCUCCGGCCACCUCGAUCCGGAUGAGUUUGCCGACAUGGCACUGGCGGUGAUGCGGACGUACAAGCGUGUCUGCCUCGCCCUACCGGGCUCGGACACCACCAUCGCGCCGGGCGACGCCGUCCUCACCGCCAAGGAGCACAAAAAGGUUGUUGCUCUUGCUCACAAGGUGUACAAGGCGUGCUCGCCUGCACGCAAGAACGAGCUCAUGUACAAGGAGGUUAUCGCCAAAAUCGACGGCCGGCGCUCGGGUGCGGUCAAGGAUGCUGGCAAGCUCCUCGACUUUUUCACCCUCAUCACCGACGCGCUCCCGGCAUCCACCGUCGGCGCGGGAUCGUCGAUCGGUGGCAAGGGCAAGGGCAAGGGCAAGGGCAAGGGCAAGGGGGAUGGAAAGGCGAGCAAGAAGGGAAAGAGCAAAGGCAAGGGUAAGGCCAGCAAGAAGGUCAAGGGCAAGGACAAGGGCAAGGACAAGGGCAAGAGCAAGGACAAGGGCAAAGACAAGGGCAAGAGCAAGUCCAAGGGCAAGGGCAAGAGCCAGUCCAAGGCCAAGACCAAGGCCAAGUCGAAGAGCAAGAGCAAGUCCAAGGGCAAGGGCAAGUAA